AGCCGAAGUCGCUUCUAUUUUAUGCUAGCGAUAGGACAAUUCAACGAUGACGUCCAGUAAUAGUGGUSACCGCCGAUUGAAUCGCUGCCGCCAUCUCCGUCGGUGGUGCUGUAUCCUAUUGGUAUCCUCGCUGAAGAMGAUGGUGAUCAUGACGAUGAUCCAACGCGCUGCAGCCUAUAAUAUUUUCAUGACGAAGGCUUCCACRGGCAACGGUAAGCACCCUGCCGCUGUGAAUCGAGCGAAAUUUCUAUCGGCUUCCACCGCCACCUUUGUCUCGGGAACUACCGCUGGAUUUGUUUCUGCAAAUGCGAAUCCGGGUGUUGCACAUGCCGCUUCGAGCAGGGCACCAACCAAUUCCCAGAAAUUUGAUAGCAACCCCCGGUAUAUCGAGAGGGAUCUGGCAAUGACCUACGGGCAGGACAAGAACGGAAACCCCCGCUCGAGGGGGAUCCUGGUUCGAAAAUGGACGGGAGAUUCUACGCCUUUUCAAUUCCCAGUCAAUCCCAUCGAAUUCACCAAGGUGUGGCCGGAGGAAUGGCCCUUUCGGGAGACCGACUUUUUGAGGGGGGAUUCGAACGACGAUGGAUGGUUCUACAAGGUCCCCCGGCUGGUCUACCACAUCGAUGAGCCGGCCGCCGCCUCGCUGACCCAAUACUACCGCCGAAACAUCCGCCCAAAAUCCGAUAUACUGGACAUUUGUUCGUCUUGGGUCUCCCACUAUCCCCUAGAGUUUCCUCAGACGAUGGGCAGGAUAUGCGGGACGGGGAUGAACGGAUUCGAGCUGGGCUUCAACGACCAGCUGACGGGAGGCUAUGAAACCAAGGACCUCAACGACGAUCCGGUCCUGCCUUACGAGGACAACUCCUUUGACGUGGUCACCUGCGUCGUUUCGAUCGAUUAUUUGGUUGAACCGAUCAAGGUGCUGCAAGAAGUCCGUCGCGUGCUGAGGCCCGGAGGGAAAGUGAUAAUAUCUCAGUCCAAUCGGUGUUUUCCAAGCAAGGCGAUUGCUAUGGUGAGUCUUUGUAUUUAAUAUUGUCGUUUCUAUCAUCGUUUGGAUUGCUAUCCAUCCAUUGCGGUAUACCAUGGGGAUAAAUGAUCCAUUGUGAACUUGUUGUUCUAGAUAUUGUUUUGCAAUUAUCGAAAACUUAAUGGAGUGGAAUUUUUUGCUUGCUUGGCUGCUUGCCUAUUUUCGUUCACAAUUGCAACCAGUGGUUGGGAAUGACCGAUCUACAGCAUAUGGAGUUGAUCAACGGUGAGUUCAUGAUUCCUACCUUCAUUUUACAUCAUGUAAUCGUUCYWWUGCCGUUAAAUCGUCUUUCCCGACGAAUACUAUGUUUACUAACAUUUACGAUAAACAAUAUUUGCUUGAAAUGUAUUGCAACAGGAUACUUUCAAUACGCUGGUGGUUUCGAACCCCGCAAAGCCUUUGACAUAACGGCGACGCUUCCAAACAACAGACGAAACGAUCCCAUGUUUGUUCUUGAGGCAACGAAAGCGAGAAUUACGUUAUGAAACUUGCAAACCCUAUGCGCAAAAGGAUGUAGCUAUACUUCGCACAACGCGAACAUCAUCUUAAAGAAACAUACUUUUCUUUUCAUAUUGAUACAGAAGCUUUUUACUUUCUACUAUAUUGUGCUGGCGUGGGUGAAAGAAUUACACUUUGAAARUUUCAAAAAAUCAUUUCCUAAUCAAUACCAGGAGAAACAAUUGAUUGCUUGAUCAUAGUUCUCCSACAGCCUCGGAGAACUGCAUCUUCUUGUGAUAGUAGGCAGCCCCCGCUGCCAUAGCUCCCGCUCCAAGCAAUAGCAUUUGCAGAACGCCAAAUCCGGGGGGUCCCUGCCCGACUUCGUAUCCGUCCUCGUCCACGAUUUUCGACAGAAGGAGCGACUCGGGCUUGGUCCAGGGGCAGACCUCGGGCUUGUCCCCGUUCGUGUUGUCGAUCAUGACCUUCCAGACUUCGUCCCCCCAUUCCAAAACGUCGGAGUCGACGUGUUCCAUUUCGUCCCACUCGAACCGUUCCUUCAUCCUCCGCGAGCCGGCCUCUCCCAGGUAUUUGUCCACGUGUCUCGGGCAGUUUUGGAAGGUUUCGUAGCAGGUAGAACCUAUUCCCAAAACGGCGUGCUGGAGYCCUUUCAGUGGUUGCUCUCCUCCUUUUGAGGCCUCCUGCAAACGAUACAAGAAUUUUCCAAAGCCGGUGGGGGGUUCGCCCUCGCCAUAGCUGGAGGUGGCGACCAGCAAAAAAUCGUAGUUGUCGGUGCCGACUUCGUCCCAUCGAUCGGCUAUGUCGUCUCCCUUGACAAUCUCAAGGACCUUGAGGACAUCGCCGUGUUUCUCUCGCCAUUCUUUGCCAAUCUUCUCGGCAAAUCCAUAGGUGUUGUUCGUUUCAGAACCCCACACCAACAACACUCGCAUAGUCUUCAUGGUAACGAUUGAUGAAAACGAUGAGAUUAAUUCUGAACGUAGGUGGUCGACGUAUCGAAAAAAAUGACAGUUUGCAU
Pseudo-nitzschia multistriata is the source of this 2498-nucleotide messenger RNA. The record is from the annotation of a GenBank genome assembly. Lineage: Eukaryota; Bacillariophyta; Bacillariophyceae; Bacillariales; Bacillariaceae.